GAUCGCCGGCCAGGCAGCCGGCGGCAGCAGCAGCUUGCUGUGCAUGUACGUACGUACAUGUACGUACGUAUACCUCUCGCGCGCCCCUGCAUAAAUCUAUGACGCACGUACAAGCGCGUAGGUGUUGAGAACAUGCGCAGUGCUAGUGAAUGAAGCGCCUAGGGCUAACUAGCUCUCUCGAUGAAAAUGGCAGACAUAUUGAGCAAACGAGUGAUGGAGGUAUGUACUCGAGGACUGUUACAUGUUAAGAACGAACUGCAAAUUUGUUCAUCUGACAGUUAUGUGUAACACACCAGGAUGGUGGGACUAUUCACUCGCAAAUCACCAAUGAUGCUGCUGGAGUUUUCAGGACAAGACUGAGUGUGACUAGGAAUUUGGAAUAUUGAUCAGUACACUGCAUGCAAACAUGGAAGGAUUUCAAGCUGGCAAAAAAUACUUUUCUCCCCGUCUACUGGAUUAUAUAUUAAUUGUGGGAAGUCGCCAUCCAUAUAGCAACAAUAAUGUUGCACAAACACCAGAAAUGCUACGUCGUUACCCUCAAGAUGACCACCCAGAUUUUCCGUUACCUCAAGAUGUUGUGUUCUUUUGUCAGCCAGAAGGUUGCCUCACAGUUGGACAGAAGAAAUUGAGCCUCAGAGAAAACACAUCCUUUGUUUUUACUUUGACUGAUAAAGACAGCGGAAGAGCAAGAUAUGGUAUUUGUGUCAACUUCUAUCGGCCCUUUAAAUCCUCUGAUAGAAAGAUGGAACAUCAGAAUGAAAAGGCUUUGCAUAACGACAGAGAGAAUUCCAACAGAAAUGGAACUCUAAGUGUGCCCUCAGAUGAAGGACAAAGGAAAAGGUCACCAAGAACUCGUAGAAAACUCAAGCAGGCCAAGAAAGUUCGCAAUAAUUCCCUGACAUCACUGUGCAUACUGAGUCAUCAUCCUUUCAUCUCUACCUUCAGAGAGUGUCUGUUCAUCCUAAAGCGGCUUAUUGAUUCCUGUAAUGACAGAACAUGCAGUCGAAAAGUAGGUGGCUCCAAAGGAUCAUUAAGAGAUUGUGUAUGGGGUGUUUUGACUGGCAUAUGCAGUGACAUACCUCCUCUUGUCAGACAUGAUGUUCGUCAGAUCGAAACAUGGAUACUGCGUUUUCUGAGUGCUCCAGUUCCUGUUCCAGGGAAAACACGUGUAGAAAUACAAGUCCUGGAUACACAACCACCCAUGGUAUUUGCUUUGCCAGAUCACACACGCUUCUCACUGGCAGAUUUUCCACUUCACUUACCUCUGGAAUUGCUUGGAGUGGAUACUUGUCUCAGGGUCCUCACUCUUAUCAUGCUAGAGAACAAGGUUGUGUUGCAAUCACGUGAUUAUAAUGCACUGUCUAUGAGUGUGAUGGCAUUUGUUGCCAUGAUUUACCCAUUGGAGUACAUGUUUCCUGUUAUUCCAUUGCUACCGACAUGUAUGGGAUCAGCAGAACAGUUGCUUUUGGCUCCAACACCGUUCAUCAUUGGUGUGCCAGCUAGUUUCUUCUUGUACAAACCCUACUUCAAACUCCCCGAAGAUGUGUGGCUUAUAGAUCUUGACACAAAUAAAAUUACAUUCUGUGGAAGAUAUGAAGAAGUUCCAGUGCUGCCUGAACCAGAAGGAUCAGUGCUCAAAAAACAUUUCAAACAGGCUUUGACCAGCAUGAGCCUUAGUCCUCCACCAAUCAAAGACUUUGAGCAAUCCAGAGGAGAAGUUGAAGCCAUAAGCAGACGUAGAGAGACUUUCUCAGAUGAAACGGGUUUCAAUCCAUUCAUUUAUGGCAAUGAUGUGGACUCUGUUGAUGUGGCAACACGUGUUGCGAUGGUCAAGUUUUUCAACUCUCCCAAUGUGAUGGCACACCACAACGAGCAUACUCGCACACUCAGGUUACAUCCAAGACCUGUGGUUGCCUUUCAAGUCCACAGCUUUCUUCAGUCACGAAGUGUUCUGACCACGUUUUGUGAACGACUUGCUUCAACCCAGGCUGUAGAGUUCUUUGGUGAAUACUGCUUGAACCCAACAAACGUGACAUUUUUACGAAUUCACACUGGAGUGUAUGACCCUCAACUCAUCGGUGACAAGGCCAAAUGGUUUCUGGAGCAGUUGCAGCCAAUCAACUUCAAGGUACAGUUUGACAACUGCACUUUGGGGAUUCCAGUUAACAGUGGUACUGAGGCUUGGUCUGAUUCAUCUAAUCCUACUGAUGAAAGUGGUGAGGAGUCAGAUGGAGGUAGCAGUAGUAGCUCAUCAUACUCCUCACUAAAUGAUUUUGUCACUGACAUGAUGAAUAGUGACAUCCAGGGAGAUGUGUUAGCAGAUGAUGAAGAGACCUCGGGCUUGAGGAGCCAGGUAGAUGAAACCAGCAUUUACCAUCCUCCUGAUACAUUGCAAAUUCCUGCUGACAUGUCACAGAGUGACUCUGCUUACUCAUUUCCAGAAACUGAUUCAUCUAGUAGUCAGGAUACGACAUCUCCUGAGUCAUCAGAUGGUGAAGAGCUUUGCAUUGCAUCAGGCUGGAGGAGUAAGACAGGGCAAGAUAUGGAAGCAGACAGUGAUGCUGAUGCAGAUAGUAUUCAGUAUGACUCGGACACAUCUGCACAAGUGACUCGAUUGAACCUCAAACACAAACCAGCCGCAGCUGGUACAGUAUCAUCAAGCAAUGCACCAGACAGUCCAUCAUUGGAUGCUGAUGUAAGAAGACGAGGAAGUGGCAAAGAUGAGCGCUCAUCACCCACAUUCCUAGAGAAGGUCAAUGCACUCUUUCGAUCUGAUUCAUCAGAUUCUUCCACCCCACCGACACCCACUAGGAAGAAGCCAUCUUUGUUGAAGAAUAUCAUGGAUCUGGCUUUGGAAACGACCUCGAGCAAGGAACCAGUUGGGUCACCAACAUCUAUUGCAAGCACAGACGCACAUGAAUAUAGUCCCAGUGUGCGAUCAGAUCCUGGGCCAUAUCGAGGUAGUAGUGCUGCUCAUGCUAACACUAUGGGCUUACCGCUUAGAAAGAAGAAACCAACAUCACCGUUUCCUAGAGAUACGCGUCGUUCAUUAGUGGAACGUUCUUCAUUAAUCAAACACAGCUCUACCAAGAAACCAGACAAAGAUCGGAAAAGAUUGUCCAUCUCAGAAGACAGACCUAACAGCAAGAAUGAUCGAUCAAUGAAGACAUUAAUUGAUGACCAACUUUUUAUCAAAGAGAUCACCAGAGGGGUGCUUGAAGGCAACAAUGUAGGUUGGCUCAACUGGUCUCGCCUCAAGAAGUUAAUGCAGAGUGAGAAUAUGAGAGCGCAGGUUAUAAGUCAGCUAUCCCCACAAGAGAAUACAACAGUACUAGAUGAUUACAUCGAAGACACGCAAGUGAGCAAAGCAGUGUAUAAGGGGAUUGUAUCUGUCUUGAAGGCUGUGAUUGCCGGACUGGAAUACUCUUUCUAUACCCAGCCAAUAGGAGGAUUUGCCAGUGCAUAUGCCCUCCUUGAGAUUGCUCACACACACUACUUUGGAAAGGAACCUGAUAAAGGCAAGAAAGCUCAUUUGCAUGGUGAUGGGAUUAGAAGUGAGAGUGCUUAUGCCAUUGAGGGUUCAGUGGUUGUCACACCAGAUGAACAGCAUGGUGGCAGCAUGGCUGCCAUUCCUGAAACACAUAGUCUCAAUGAGGAUAAUUUUAUUGCUGCUAUAGAGAGUUGGGAGAAAAGAGGUUCUGUAGUGAGUAGCAGCAGUACAAGCACAGAAGAAGGCGCAAUCAGAGUGAAUUCUCCUCUGGUGGAAGAUAAUCGUAAUGACAGUGCCUAUGAAUUAAUUGACAUGUCUGAAGUGAGUGUGGGUGGAAGCACAGGUGCCGGGGUGCAUGGAGCUGUUGGUAUAGCGGCAGGAGUUGCUGUAACAGGUGCAAUAGGGUCCAAGGUGGACGUUGAGUAUCCAGGAGAGCACAGUGACAACAAAACACUCCAUUCAGAAGACGAACAUGCACCAUGCAUCAAAGACAUGGUCAACAACAACAAUAGCAGCAGCAUAGAUGAAGGAAUCACAUUCCAAGCGAAGAAAGAUGACACCGAUGUCAUUCCAGACAACAGUAAAAGCAUGGAACCAAGAGAGAUCAUUGAACGCAGAGAAAAGUUCUCAGAGAAAAUCUCCAGCUUAGAUUCUGAGUUAUCUGAAGCAAGUACAUUAGUGAGCUACAACAGCACAGACACACUAGGGAAUGAGAGUGACAGUAGUUCCACCUGUGGUGAUGGUCGUGUACGUCGUACUCGCAUUACACAUCAGUCAAUACGAUCCGUCAUGUCAGACAGCGAAGUGGAACUAAAUGGGCUAUCUUCAUUUAGUGGAAGACACCGUUCUCCAACCACUUGGAGUUCCAAAAGCUGUGUAAGUGCUGGCUUCCGAUAUCAUGGUGGCAACAUGAUUGCAACAGACACAGAUGCUUCAGAGUUGCUGCUACGACACUAUGUGUUUGAGGCAUUGAUUGCAGCCAAGGAUAGGUCGCCCUUAUGGGACCAGGUUCAAUUUUGGGAGGAUUCCUUUCUGGAUUCUGUAGCAGCUGAGAGGGAUGCAGUUGGCAUGGAUCAAGGACCUGCUGAAAUGAUUCACAGAUAUGACUCCCUUACUCCAAGUGAAAAGAAGAGACUUGAAGAAGAUGAAGACAAACUCCUUGCGGAUAUGUUGUCCAAUGCCAUAGCGUUCAUGAUUAUGAUGAAAUUACCCAAGCCAGAAGUAAAACGUAAAGUUCGUCGUUUAUUGGGACGGUCUCACAUCGGUUUAGUCUAUAGCCAAGAGGUGAAUGACCUACUGGAUCAAAUCAACAAUCUGCAUGGCAAUGACAUUGAUCUGAAGCCAUCAGGCAGUAAACGUAUGCGGAAACAUUCAUUUGUGGUUCAUGCUGGGACUGACACUAAAGGAGAUGUGCUUUUCAUGGAGGUAUGUGAUGACUGCGUAAUCAUACGUAGUGGAAGUGGUGCUGUUUGUGAUCGCUGCUGGUAUGAGAGACUCAUCAACAUGACUUACUGCCCUAAAACAAAAGUCUUGUGUCUCUCACGAAGACUUACUAGCACAACUCGUCUGGACAAGUAUUACACUAAAAAGUGUCGUGAGUUGUACUUUUGCAUCAAGGAAAGCAUGGAAAAAGCUGCUACUCGUCAAAAAAACGGCAUCUCUGGAGGUAAGUCAUCAAAGAGGACAUGUGAUCUCUUGAUUGUUUUGUACUUAUCAAAUCAAAAACCUUUAAAAAAAUAAAAUUUGUUUCAAUCAAAGGAUUCAAAACUGCCAAAAAUACGCACAAAAUUCUAUGCAGUUGAUACCGACCCAGCAGCAUGAUAUUCGCCACUUCCGCCAAUCCCUCGUGCCACACCGAAUAUUUGGUGUCUUUGUCUUCAAAACAAAUGUGGUUAUUUACCCGGCGAUACCCUGUUAUUUAACCGGCAGUUUUCGUUGUCUCACAGCAGUGUUGCUGUACUGAAUGAGUGAGACUUUACACAGGGUGAGUGUCGCACGAGUCGCAAGCCAGUCACCCUUUACCUACGCUACCAGUUACCGUCCAGUCAGCGUGAUAUUUCGCUAUUCGCAAAUCCCUCACGCUGCACUGAAUGCUCAAUUCUUUUGCCUUCAACAUAAAUGCCACUAUACAUGUAUAACCAGCGAUUUGCU
Messenger RNA from Patiria miniata (bat star), 5641 nucleotides. It is a transcript of the gene madd, whose product is annotated as MAP kinase-activating death domain protein-like. The coding region runs from base 407 to 5230 and encodes 1607 amino acids. Lineage: Eukaryota; Metazoa; Echinodermata; Asteroidea; Valvatida; Asterinidae. Gene Ontology annotation, molecular function: guanyl-nucleotide exchange factor activity. The transcript is spliced from 28 exons. The record is from RefSeq and is a predicted model, not a curated record. Gene Ontology annotation, biological process: regulation of Rab protein signal transduction; regulation of apoptotic process. Gene Ontology annotation, cellular component: cytosol.